Messenger RNA from Drosophila grimshawi, 1825 nucleotides. Its product is annotated as probable cytochrome P450 12a4, mitochondrial. NCBI's taxonomy places the organism in Eukaryota, Metazoa, Arthropoda, Insecta, Diptera, Drosophilidae. The transcript is spliced from 4 exons. The record is from RefSeq and is a predicted model, not a curated record. Bases 36 to 1664 code for a protein of 542 amino acids. Gene Ontology annotation, molecular function: iron ion binding; monooxygenase activity; oxidoreductase activity, acting on paired donors, with incorporation or reduction of molecular oxygen.
AACAUUGUAAUUCAGCUCGUGAAGACUUGUUCAAAAUGUUAAAAAUACGCAAUUGCUUGGCCAUAAUUCAGACGCCACAAUCUCUGCAAUAUGCAUGCCCGAUUGUGCAACAGCUUUAUCAGAGUACUGCCAUCGCAGGUCAGAAGCCAACUGCAGCUAGAGACGAUGUCGAAUGGCAACAGGCGCGUCCUUUAGAGGACAUGCCCACUGUCAAUCCGUUAGCACUGACGUUUAAAAUGUUAAUUCCCGGCGGAAAGUACAAAAAUCUGGACUUGGAAGGGCUUGUGUUGGCAAUGCGCAAGGAUUAUGGUGACAUUCAUCUGCUUUCCGGCAUUUUUGGAAGCGAACCCAUUGUGGGCACCUAUAAUCCAAAGGAUUUUGAGGUUGUCUUUCGCAAUGAAGGCAUUUGGCCGAAUCGACCGGGCAACGAUACUAUGAAAUUCCAUCGAGAGAAGCAUCGUAGGGAUUUCUUUCAGGGCGUCGAGGGUCUGAUUCCUAGUCAAGGCAAGGCCUGGGGCGACUUUCGCAGUAUUGUAAAUCCCGUGCUGAUGCAGCCGAAGAAUGUCCGGCUGUACUAUAAGAAAAUGUCCCAAGUGAACUGCGAAUUUGUGGAACGCAUCAAAGCCAUUAGGGAUCCCAACUCGCUGGAGAUGCCCGACAAUUUUAUUGACUACAUCCAGAGAUGGACUUUGGAAUCGAUCUCUGUGGUUGCAUUGGACAAGCAGCUGGGUCUCCUCAAGGAAAGACGGUUGGAUGAAAACGCAAAGCUACUCUUUAAGAGUUUGGACGAGUUCUUUGAGUACGCCGCCGUUUUGGAGAUGCAGGCAUCACCUUGGCGCUACAUUCAAACCCCAAUGCUGAAGAAGCUGAUGAAUGCUUUCGACAACAUCCAGAAAGUGACCUUGGCGUACGUGGAUGAGGCUCUGGAGCGUUUGGACAAGGAGCAAAAACAGGGCACUGUGCGUCCCGAGAACGAACGGAGUGUGCUCGAGAAGCUGUUGAGGAUUGACCAAAAAGUGGCCGUUGUCAUGGCUAUGGAUAUGCUCAUGGCUGGCGUCGAUACGACUGCAAGUACCUUUUCCUCAUUAAUGUUGUCUCUAGCGACUAAUCCGGAUAAGCAAGAGAAGCUGCGCGAGGAGGUGAUGCGUGUGCUGCCCAAUAAGGACUCUGAGUUCACAGAGGCGUCCAUGAAGAAUGUGCCUUAUUUGCGGGCCUGCCUCAAGGAAUCGCAACGAUUGCAACCCCUUGUUGUGGGCCAUGGACGGAAAAUCAGUCGGGACUGUGUUCUUAGUGGCUACAGGGUGCCAGCGGGCACGUUUAUCUCCAUGAUUCCCCUCAACUCGCUGGCUAGUGAGCAAUACUUUCCACGAGCCUCGGAAUAUCUGCCAGAACGCUGGAUUCGAAAUGACGCGGGCUCUGAUGCCAAAUGCCCGGCGAAUCCUUUAAAGACCACAAAUCCCUUUGUGUUUUUGCCCUUUGGCUUUGGACCCCGCAUGUGCGUUGGUAAACGCAUUGUGGAAAUGGAACUCGAACUCGGCAUUGCUCGAAUCAUUCGUAACUUUAAAGUCGAGUUUAACCAUUCCACUGAGAAUGCCUUUCGCACGGUGCUUCUCAAAAAGCCUAGAAUUCCACUCAAGUUCAAGUUUACAGAUUUGGAAAAUUAAAACUCAUUAUCAUUAUGACUAAAACAAAAGUAUUGAAUAGUUGCACAUAUACAUAUAUAAUAAAUAUGUAUGUAUACUAGUCUAGGUCUAGGUCUAGGUUGGGUCUACUAGUUGUUGGAAAAAUUGUUUAUAGUCAUAUGGUUCGUUUGAUUGCCUGUUAA